This is a messenger RNA of Rhipicephalus sanguineus (brown dog tick), 5007 nucleotides long. Its product is annotated as target of EGR1 protein 1. Gene Ontology annotation, cellular component: Cajal body; cytoplasm. The record is from RefSeq and is a predicted model, not a curated record. Gene Ontology annotation, biological process: snRNA 3'-end processing. Gene Ontology annotation, molecular function: 3'-5'-RNA exonuclease activity; snRNA binding; metal ion binding. The coding region runs from base 205 to 1527 and encodes 440 amino acids. NCBI's taxonomy places the organism in Eukaryota, Metazoa, Arthropoda, Arachnida, Ixodida, Ixodidae. The transcript is spliced from 7 exons.
GUGCCGGUGUGCCGGUGACAACAAACGCGCGGUUAAAACGUGCACGUUUCGUUUUGCGGAGAGGUUUUGCUGAAAUUCGAGACGCCUACUUUUGUUUCGGAAACGGGCGUCCAAGAAUGAAUGCUCCAUCCUUGAACUUCCGUGAGCGAACGCUUCGGUGGUGACAGUAACGAGAGAUUACAGCAGCCGAGCGCGGGAUUUACGAUGAGCGAGUUGAAGAGCGUUCCCGUUGUUGACGUUACGAAGGACAACAUCGUCGAUAUAUGGCCUUCUUUAGUACUCGCCGUGAAGACGUCCCUCUUCGUGGCUAUAGAUCUGGAACUCAGUGGCAUCGGAAAGAGAAAAGAUAUCAAUGCCAAGUCUGUCGAGGAUCGUUACGCUGCAAUGUCCCGUGUAGCCGACACGAGAGCCAUCAUAUCUAUCGGCCUUUCGUGUUUUCGCCAGGAUGCCAGAUCGGCGGAAACCGGCCCACUCACGUUCACCGUUCAGACGUUCAACAUACUUAUACUGUGCCAGGAUAAUUACAUCGUGGAGCCCUCAUCGCUGCAGUUUCUCAUCAGCCACGGCUUCGACUUCAACCGGCAAUACUCCCUUGGUGUUUCCUACUACCGAGGCAAUGAUCGUCCCAACAAUCCUGAGGACAAGGCACAUUCCCUUCGCAAGCUCUUCUCGAUGCUCAUUGUGCAUCGAAAGCCCAUUGUCGUCCACAACGGUUUCAUGGACGCGGUGUUCCUCUACCACAGUUUGUACUCAGCGUUGCCUCCGUCGCUGCAGACAUUCUUAGCGGACUUGAACGACUUGUUCCCCGGUCGUAUCUAUGACACCAAGUAUAUUGCGGAAGCCAAGGCAUCUCUACCAGCGUCAUACCUGGAGUAUGUCUUCCGCAAUAGGCAAAGAGAUAACGCACUGAAGGAGGCAAAGGGCCGACAGUUCGUCAGCGUCAAUUUCCUCCAGUACAACCAGGAGUACUCGAUUGACCACGGAGAUUGCGCACUGAGGCAGGAGCCAAUGAAGAUCUCUCCAGAUAUCUGCAAAAAUUUCGCUAGGUACGGCUGGUGCAGCAAGGGUGACCAAUGCUGUGCCUCGCACAAUGUCGACGACAUCCUCGAUGCCCAAGCAUCCAAGCGCCGCCGCCGCAACCGUGGCAAAGAGUCGUUGAACGGAGAGGCUGCCAACGUCUCUGACUCGGAGCAUUCGACUAUUGACCUGACGCCCAUGGAAGAGGACGAAGCGGACCCCGACCUUCCCGAAGACGUUUCGAACAGGGAGCGCAAAUUCACAACGGGGUUGCACAGGGCGGGCUUCGACGCAUUCAUGACCGGGUACGCAUUUGCGACAUUUGUGCUGUCGUACGCGAAGCAUCGUCCCUCGGGCACUCUCGAUGCGCAACAGUUGGGCCUCGAUGAACUGGUCAAUAGGCUGUGUCUCAGUGGCAAGGCGGUGCCCUUGCUCGUUAGAGAGUCAAACUUUGCCAAACGCAGUGCUAAGCACGUUGAAAAGUUUAAGGCUCUUUUUGGUGAUAAGUAGCCGCUUGUACGUUCUUGAUCGUUUCUUUUUCUUUAUAUGCGAUAACCUUCACUGGAAAAAGGUGGAAUCGCGAGUGAUGCAGGAAGGUAUACCAAAAUAUAAGUAGAUUUUACAUGUUUGUCAUGCGACUGUUCACCGCAAUGGCAAGCACUGCCGACACAUUUACCAGUGCACGCCAGAGGCUGGAUAUCCAUACGAGUACUGUCGUCUCUUCUCAAGUGUGCUGCUCUUUGAAAGCUUGUUGUUUGGUUAUUCCUUUUGCAAGGUCCACUGUUAAAUGUGCAUUGGCAGAAUACAUGUUCAGUUUUUUGUUCGUUUGCCAAACAGCACAUCCACAAUACCACUUUUUGUAAAUAAAAUUGUCUGUGGUGCAAUUCUUAAUUUUUUUCAUGUGCUUCUCUGUGCUAGCAAUUAACACUAAGGUUGAAAAAUCCAACUGCACACGAGCUUUAUCAGGAAUCCUGUUAAAGUAGGUUUAAAAAAGAAAAUGCCUGAUCCACGGUUUCAUAGCUAGUCUUUGCCUAAACUUCCUUGUAACUCACUCGCAAACUGCUGUUAUCUAGGACAUAAGUCACCUGACGAAACAGUUGACCAGAAAGGAAGACAGCCAAAGGACAGCAGUUGCACUUAAUUCUCCUUCGGCCCAAAGAUCGUUGAGCACGUAAUUGCUAUUCAAAUCUAUUCUAAUUACAUAAUAGGUAAUUAAAAACAUAAAGGCAAUUGAUUGCUCAAAUGUCAUUAAUAGACACUGACAAAAGAAUCUCCAAGUAGAUAGAGUAGCAAGGUGCUGAGAUUCCUUGGCAUAAAAACCGCUCGCAUUGACUGCAUCUUGGAUAAUGUUGCCAGCUCUCGGUAUUCAAUAGACACUUUAAGGGGUACUUUUUGUCACCUGUGCCUAUGCAUUAUGCUCGGGCCAAAUUGAUGUUCGUUUUUGCAAAAGCAGGCAGUAAUGCAUUUAAACACCUUCCAUUCAGUUCCGCCUCGGCAGCUGACCAGCAGGUUGCGGGAUUGAAUCCCAGCCGUGGCGGCCGCAUUUUCGAUGGAGGCGAAAAUGCUAGAGGCCCAUGUACUUAUCUUCAGGUGCACGUUAAAGAACCCCAGGUGGUCAAAAUUUCCAGAGCCCACCACUACGGUGUCUUUCAUAAUCAUAUCGGUUUUGGGACAUUAAACCCGAACAAUAAUUAUUAUUUCAGUUUUGCGUGAAUGAAACCUUGCACCUGAAGAAUUGCUUUACAUCAUCACAUCGGAGUUAAUUUUGAAGCUUAAAUGUAAGGCACCCAAAUGGGUGCAGAGUCGCCAAUGAAGUUAAUGUGUCAGAUGAUACUUAUACAACUGCUAGAGUACCUACAGUCAAUGGGAAGCUAAGAACCCGCUGCUUCAAGCUCCUGCAAAAGCCUUUGCAACUGCUUAUUUAACUCAUCAUGCAGAUAACUGUCAUAAGUGAUGGAUGCACAAACGCUGGCCAAUAAAAAAGCAGCAUUUCAAAAUACUAAGGCUUCAUGAACACAAGCUCGAAGAAAAUGGCAAACACGCCACGGUCAUGCUCCCAGAAUGCACAGAAGCAGAUAAUUAUUAUAGAGGGAUAAGGAGAGAAGUUACACUUGCACAGAUUCCCAAGGAUUCAAUCUCGGUGAACAUUGCAAUGACGCACUAGCACAGAGAAUGCGCUAGUAUAUAAAGCACAAGUAGUCAGUCGCUUGCCAUUGUUACCUCUUAUAUAAAAUUUAAUGAAAAUGCCCAAACUGUGUUCAAGACCAUCCAGUGUCACUGUUUCCAUUUUGGAAUCUGAAAGCGAUUGCUACACAGUCAACACAUUAGCUGCCCUGUAUCAGCGAGCACUGUCUAGAGCUUUCACACCUGAUGCAAUAGUUGCUGAACCCUUUUCCAAAAUAAUUUCUUCAGAUCCUCAAAUUCCACAUUUUUGUUUUGUACUCGAGGAAUUGGCACAUUAAACAAACACGAGUGCACUCAAAUCAAUAUUUUAUUGGAGAGCACAGAGAAAAAAUAUAGAAGAAAGUUGGCUGCCCUGCACGUCUUGUGAUCACUUUUUGGUAUUGUUGAGGAAGAUUGCAUUGUGGUAUUGUAGCACUAUCUGCGCAUGAAAAAGAGAACUAGGAGCACGGAUUUGAGCAGACCUUUAAUAAGAAAAGCUAUUACAUUUUGCCAUGGACAGCAGUAGGCAUGCAAAAUGCACGGAUGCGCUGAACUCGCCUACAGGAGGUAAAGGGUUAGUUACAGUGGCGUAAAUCCUGCAAAAUCAUGAGGGAGGACACUCGUCUUGCCAUACUGGCCAUUUUGUUUUUUCACAUAUAGGUUUUAGUUUUGCUAGUGUAAAAAUUAAAAUCAUGCUUUGAAAUCGAAUUCAAAAACGAGCAUGGGUUCCCAGCUCGCAUAAUUACAUUCUUCUAUCGAGUCUUCUCUGAAAUCAGUCAAGUGGCAGUUGAGAUUUCAAUAGUCACACAGCUGAGGGGUGUUGAACACAGGCGUACACACUACAAAAUAAGCAGGCAUUAAAAAAAAGUUGAACGUGCUAUACUUAACCGCGAAGCAAUUCAAAUAUAUGACGUUUGAAAGAAAUUUCAAGGCGGGACACUUGCAAGGGGUGUGUUCCCCCCGCCUUAGCACAAGGGGGGUCAGGACCCUCCUGACUCCCCCCCUCGUGAUUUACACCAGUGGUUAGUUACCACUUAGAUGUUCACUUCUGUAUUGUUCCACCCUGUACUACAGGCGCACAAUUCCCUUGGCCCACAGACACUGUUGACUUUCCCAAAACUUCAACUGUAUUGAGACUUUGCAAUGUUAUGUUUCAAUGUUAUUUGCAAUGUUGCAAGGUCAACAAAAUAUUGCCAUGCAACAAGUCAUAAAUAUGCAUGUGGACAGAAUUUAAUUGCAUUGAUGCUUUGAAAAACUAGGAUUGCCUCAAAUUCUAAGCCUGCAAAGGCUUUUUAAACAUUGCAACUAAGGAUUUAAGCAUGCCUUGGGCUGCAAGUAUGAAGCAAAGGCAAAUCGUCAUUUCCACAGCUGAACUAUCCCAACGCCAGAUCUGCUUAUAUAGUAAUUUUUAGUACAUAACUCUGGACGGUGGGAACACAAGUUUAACUGAAAAAGAACAAGAGUUAUGAUUAGCAAACGCAAUUGGCUGGCAAACCCACACUUCUUUGAGGCGCACGAACCACAAAACUGUUAGUUUGCAAUUAACUACAGUCAGUUAUCCUGGCUAAAGAUUGCCGUUUAUUACUUCGUUGGCAAGAAUCCAAUAAACGGUUCUUCCUGACAGACAUCAGCAUACUGGGUGCGAGCCAACUGUCAGCUCGGGUGAUGCAGCUGGCAUUUCUACAGAAGUGUGCUGCACUUAGGUCAGAGUUUAGUAGUUGGCCUUGUUGAUGUCACGCUUGAGAGAAUGAAAAAAAAAAAAAAAAAAAAAACAUUGCCUCUUCUCAUGUCCAUUUUUCUUUUAUAAAAUAUUACAAGACAAAACAA